This is a messenger RNA of Leguminivora glycinivorella, 2293 nucleotides long. RefSeq names its product beta-galactosidase-like. Gene Ontology annotation, cellular component: vacuole. Gene Ontology annotation, biological process: carbohydrate metabolic process. The coding region runs from base 217 to 2238 and encodes 673 amino acids. Gene Ontology annotation, molecular function: beta-galactosidase activity. The record is from RefSeq and is a predicted model, not a curated record. NCBI's taxonomy places the organism in Eukaryota, Metazoa, Arthropoda, Insecta, Lepidoptera, Tortricidae. The transcript has 13 exons.
GUAACUCGUAGUGAGGCGCAACAGGCGGUCGUGAGCGGUCGAUAUACAUAUUGUGUAAAAAGUCACUCGUGUUACAUUUGGAUUACCUUUGUAUUCAUAUCAAGUGGGUACCUACCUAACUGAUCUCACAUAGUUCAAGUGAGUACGAGCGCUGCCCAGACGCAGCUCGAAGCCGGAGGGGUCAUUGUCAUUACAUCGGUAAGACGUGAGGGCGAUAUGCGGUUGCGAAAUGACUGCAGGCGCAGCGCAGCGCUUUGGAUAUGUUGCUUGGUGUACGGUGUGGCGCAGGCCGAGUGUCAUGCGUCGAUGGCGUCCGAGCCCUCAGUCGUACAGGUCAAGAGUCCGGAAUCUACGAGUCGCUCGGUUGCACCAUCUUCGCUCUUAGUUAGUAUAUCUAAUCCCAGCAUAACCAUAGUAGGUGAUAAUUUCGCCAUCAACGGAGAACCAUUCCAAAUAAAGUCAGGAUCUCUGCACUACUUUAGAGUACCUGCAGUGUACUGGAAGGAUCGCUUACAUAAAUUGAAAGCAGCUGGACUUAAUGCUGUGUCGACGUAUGUCGAAUGGAGUUUCCAUGAGCCUGAAGAGAGACAAUACUCCUUCGAAGGCGAUCGCGAUGUGGCUGCUUUUGUACGUCUCGCAGCGGAAGAAGGCUUACAUGUUCUACUGCGCCCUGGGCCCUACAUAUGUGCCGAAAGAGAUCUGGGCGGUUUGCCAUAUUGGCUACUAGGAAAGUACCCUCAAAUACGAUUGAGAUCGACUGAUGAAGCAGAUUUUAUCGCUGAAACAAAAAUAUGGUUGGAGAAAUUAUUUGAACAACUCAAACCCCUAUUAUUUGGAAACGGAGGUCCGAUAAUUUUAGUUCAGGUGGAAAAUGAAUAUGGCAGUUACGGUAGUGACAUGGAAUACAAAGUACAAGCGCGGGACAUAAUGCUGAAACAUGUGGGUGACAAAGCGCUCCUGUACACCACUGAUGGCACUUACGUUUCCAUGUUUCAAAGUGGUGCUAUACCAAAUGUUCUCACCACAAUCGAUUUCGGUGCAACUUCAAAGAAAGCCUUACAAGAUAAUUUUAAAGCAUUGAGGAGCUACAUGCCGCACGGUCCCUUGAUGAACUCAGAGUUCUAUCCAGGCUGGUUAACGCACUGGGGCGAGACAUUCAAGCGGGUCCCCACAGCCCCGGUCGUCGCCACGCUGGAGGAUAUGCUAAAUAGUUCCAUCAACUUCAAUAUUUAUGUUUUCUUCGGCGGCACCAACUUCGAAUUUACAGCAGGUGCCAACUAUGAUGGCACGUAUACGCCAGAUAUUACGUCAUAUGAUUAUGAUGCCCCUAUAAGCGAAUCUGGUGAUCUUACUACCAAGUAUUUCGCUAUUCGCGAAGUUUUAGCAAGGUAUGACUCCAAAGUGACAGACAUUGAUCCCCCUUCACCUUCCAAUGCAUCAGCGUAUGGAAAAAUAACCCUUACUAAGCGAUUUGGUCUGUUAUCAACAUUAGGCAGGACAACUUUGGGAAAAAGGUAUCCCAAUGUAGUCGGCUCAAAACUUCCUACGUUUGAGAAGCUGCGCCAGCGCUCCGGACUAAUGCUCUAUGAGAUCUCACCGGGGCAAAUGGGUCCCGGGACUCUGUUGGAAAUUGCAAAACCUCGGGAUCGCAUUCAUGUUUUUGUUGACGGUAGACUUGUAGGAAUACUAAGCCGGACUAAAAAACUAUAUUCCUUGCCAGUAGAAACCGAAUCGGAUUCAGUUCUAUCACUACUCGUAGAAAACCAAGGACGCAUCAAUUAUGGCAACGCACUACACGACUUCAAGGGUAUCCUCAGUAAAGUCUAUUUGGGCGGAAAGGUGCUCUCCGGUAAUUGGUCUGUAACUGGAUUUCCCCUUGAAAACCUGGACGGGUUAGCGACGGCAACCGCUGAAGGCGGACAAAGGUUUAAAGUACCAAUGCUGUUCGACGGUUACUUCACUGUUCCAGAAAACGAACAACCUCAAGACACAUUUUUUGAUCCUACUUCAUGGGGAAAGGGUUUCAUUUGGGUGAACGGCCACAACCUCGGGCGUUACUGGCCGGGCACGGGCCCGCAGGUGACGCUGUAUGUGCCCGGCUGCUGGCUGCGCGCCGCCCCGCACUGCAACCACGUGCAAGUGCUCGAGCUGGACCGGGCGCCGGUCGACACCUCCAUUCGCUCCAUACUUUACCCCAUACUUAAUAGAACUGUCCAAACAACUACAGGCUCUGCGUAAAGCCUGCUGUAAAACUUUGACCGAAAGGACAAGUAAAAUUUACUAAGAACGUAAA